GGGUAGAUAGAAUGUAUAGGUAGCCAGGUAGAGCCAUUUAAUAUUGACGUUGUAGUUGAAAGAGUUAAACGCGGGACGACGGCCAUGCAACAUUAAGUAUUUUAGCUGGCUGGACAAAAACUGAAAUCAUGACAAUGGACUGUUUAGUACAGCAACCUAUUUGGACAGGAGGCUACCAUCAUGGUGGCCUUGCCUCUCUUCACUCUCAUUACUUCGCUCCGUACUACUUCCCCAGGAAACGCAGUUCCUUCUCCUGUUCCUACUUCUCAGGUCCUUAUGGUCUGCCCUCUAGAUUAGAUGACGAUGUGGCUUUUCCCACUGAUAUUAAAUUAGAGAGACCAGACGACUGUACCCCUGAGGAUGACAAGGAUUUCAAAAUCUGCGUGGUGUGCGGGGAGCGGGCUAGUGGCUACUACUUCGGAGCUCUUGUCUGUCUACCUUGCAAGAGUUUUUACAUAAGAUGCACAAAAGAUGGUGAGCCCACUUUCACCUGUCAAUGUAAUGGCAACUGCGACAUCGCCAAACAAGGCCGUAUUCGCUGCCAAUAUUGUCGUUACCAGCGCUGUCUUAUGGCGGGCAUGUGCAGAAAAGAAAAACCUGAAACAGUCCAGCCAGCAGAUGGCCAAGUUUUGUGUAAAGUAUGCGGGGACAUAGCCAAUGGAAUUCAUUUUGGAGUGAAUACAUGUGAAGGGUGUAAGAAAUUUUUUCGCCGUGGGUUAGUGGAAAACCAAAGUUACCUGUGCAAAAGUGAGAAGAAAUGUACAAUCAACCCACGAAAUCGCAACAAUUGCCGAUACUGCCGUUACCAAAAAUGCAUCAGUGUUGGCAUGUCCAGAGAAGCUAUAAAGAUGGGUCGUCCCAAGAAAGCAGAAACCACAGAAACUAACAAUUCUGCAAAUGUUGCAGAUGCUACAGAAUCUCCCUCCAUUUCCCCUAUUCCAUCCCCCACCCUCAACUUCUCACCAGGAUCCUCUCCCUCCAGACACCAGGUCAACGACAACAUGUUCGAUCUCUCCAAGGUCAAGGCUGAACCUUCCAACUGUGACCUUACAAACCUAUCCGCUACAUCUCUUAACAACUCCACUGCAGAGGUAAACUUGCCAAAGGCAACAUACAGCAGCCCAGCUCAGUCAUUCUCCAUCCCUUACACAGAGAGCUGGUCAACUUCAGCUCAACAUGACAUGCACUGGUCUCAGAAUCAGAGGACCCCCAACAUUAACUGGCAUCAGGAAAUUGCCCACUCUGUUGCUCAACAGCAAAUGGUAUCCAGUGUAACAACUUCCCAGACCGCUGCCAUGUCUGUUAGCAACACCAUGCCUGUCCAAAAUUCUGCUAUUCAAAGCAAUAAUGUAGUAUAUGAAGAGGAUGACAUGGAUGAUAUUUUGGCAUACCUCUCUCAAGAGCAGAAUCCAAUGGGGCCAAAGAAAAGUUGCAUGCAGGGCAUUCCAGAACAAGUGCCCAAUCAGAAUUUCUCUUCAGAGAGUGGGAUGCAACAUCAGGCGUGCAUGAUGAAUACCCAGUCUUCUGUGCCCAACUUUCCCAUCCCUUCACCAAAGCAGUUUAAACAACAGAUAAAUGAUUUUAACAACCAAAUGCUUCAGAAUGAUGGGUAUGGUCAGUUGAAUGUGGAUACUUCACCAGCCCAUUCCAGCUGUUCUAACACUGUCAGCUAUCCAAGUCCAACCUAUCAGUAUGGGAAUGGAUCCCCACACCACUACAGUGGCCAGACAUCCCCUGAACACUCCUAUGGACCCCACUCCCCUCCUUGCAUGCCUCCCUCUCCUCAGUAUCAACAGCAAUCAUCUCCAUACUCUCCAUGCCAAUACCAGAACUCUCCAUCCGAAGCCAACCACUACCAUGCUAACUCACCCCCGGUGGCCAGUCCUGGCUAUCCCUCUUCUCCGUCCAACAAUAGGUUCAGCCCUAUGAUGCCCUACCCCCAAAACACAUAUGCUCAGGGGCCUCCAGCAGGAGGCAUGAUGGGAGAUAACCACAGCAAAGAACUUCCCUAUGCUGACAUGAAAGCUCAGAUGAAAAUCAAUCAAAUGUUUAUGAAUUGUGAUGAUAAUGUACAGAACUACCCAGAAGAAUCUGCUAGUGGGUUUUUUUCUAGAACUGAUUUCGAUAGACAUCUCAUUUUGAAGACAUUGCAGAACUACAGAGGAACUGGACCUGAGUAUUGCUCAAGCCCAGAAUCCUCUCCUCACAGUUACCAUGACAACAGUGAUGACUCAAACGAAGCCUUUUACACAAACAGCUGUGGCCAGAAGCGUAAAGCCUGCAGUCCUAUGGGGCUACACUAUGGAAGCAUGGCAAAUAAUGGGUUUUAUGCUGAAAAUGAGAAAGACUUUCAGUGUGAGAACUACAGCAUGAUGAAAUCUCAAGCAUAUUGGAACGAGCCACUAAGACUGUCAGCUCAAGGUCCACCAUCAGAAGACAUGAUAGCCUUUACCAACCACAUUGUGGCAGGGUACUCCAAAUUUGUGGCUUCCUGUGAUGAAAGCAAAAAGCAUUCAUAUGAUGACAUACUGAAGAGUCAGUGGCCUGCUUUUGGAAAAGAAGAAAGUCACUGGAAUCAUGUGCAGAGAAGAGUGAUCAGAAAUAUCGUCUCCUUCAUGAACUUCAUUAGAACUGUUCCAGGAUUUGAGAACAUCAAUACUGAGGAUGCUGCUGAGCUCUGUAUGUUGAACUGCUUCCAUAUUGGCCUCAUUGUGGCUGCCAACAAUUAUUAUGAUAAAGAGUCCAAAAGAUUCAAAUAUUUCUGGAACUGGACGCUCUCUCCAAACAACCCGAUGUACUUCUUCAAGCUGCGUCUGCUCCAGUGCGGAGAACAGCUAAGCCAACUGAACAUGACUCUGAUGGAAGAAACAUUUCUCUCCAUUAUCUUGUUCUUGAGCACAGAUUUGUUAAACUUAAGAGAUCCAGCCACUCUGGAGUCACUGAGGCAAAAUAUGAUUCACAUUUUCCAGGCACAGUUGCUUGCACAAGGAGUGGACCCCAUUAAGCGUAUCCAGGAACUGUUCAGUGUCAUGCCAGAAUGCCGCCAUUGUUCCAUGUGGCACAAACAGCUCAUGAGGAAGAUGAAGAUCAACAUGGAGAUUCAGGAGGUUCACCAGCUCUUUGACAAAUUGGACCUGGAAAUUCAUUAGACAUGUGCCUUCACCAUUCCAAACAUUAAUGACUUGUUUUUGUUCUUCUGUACAUGUAUGACUUAAAAUCCUGGUGAUUUUGUUGAAAUACAUUUAACAUAUUACUCUAUUCACAGCUUAACAUAUGAAACUCGACAAUUGUCCAAACUUUGGACAUGAAUAUAUUUUAGAAAGUAAUAUAUGAACAAGCUGUCAAUGGAGUGACAUGUUGUGUGGGUCAGAGAGGAAUAUAGUUAGCAUAAAAAUCACUUCAUUUUUGACAAGGUUCCUUUGGAACUGAUAAGCCAUAUUAUAUCAUUUUUUAUGCUUUUAAUUUUAAGUUAGCUUUAUUUUAGUGUAAAAAUUUAUGUGUUGAAAACAGUUGAAAUUCUCAAUCCCAUGAUUCAAUUCUGAAAGGGGGUUGAUUUAUAUGUUUUUGAAGAUUUUUUUUUUCGAAAGGUUUUGCAUAAUAUGAUGUUUCAUUGUUUGCCAAAAUUGAGAUAUAAUUGAAGUGAACUUUUUUGAAAUUACUAACAGUCACUGUGCAAUUAGACUCAUCACCCAGAUGGGAGGUGAAAGAAAUACACGAUUUACUAAUUUUACAUUUUUUUUUUUUUUUUAAUUUUAAUGGAAACAUUUUCUUUUUGGAAAAUGCCAAGAAGUCUAUUUUUGUUAAACACAUAUUUUAGAUUCCCUGUAGGUUGCAAGUGCAAACAUGUAAAUUAAACCAAGUUUUUUUUUUUUUUUAU
Messenger RNA from Saccostrea echinata, 3877 nucleotides. RefSeq lists its product as uncharacterized. Gene Ontology annotation, molecular function: DNA-binding transcription factor activity; zinc ion binding; sequence-specific DNA binding. The record is from RefSeq and is a predicted model, not a curated record. NCBI's taxonomy places the organism in Eukaryota, Metazoa, Mollusca, Bivalvia, Ostreida, Ostreidae. The transcript is spliced from 10 exons. Gene Ontology annotation, biological process: regulation of DNA-templated transcription. The coding region runs from base 129 to 3149 and encodes 1006 amino acids.